UAGGCCGAAAGUGAAUUAGUGAUAGCGUUGUGUCUGCCUAGUUAAACCGUUCUUUGGAUACGUGAUAAAAAAACCCCGCAAAAACGAUGGCAUUUAAGUACGUAAUCCUGGCCGCGCUGGUCGCCUGUGUCAGUGCCGGAGGUCCAGCCGCGUACUCGAUUGCGGCCCCAAGCUUGGGCUAUGGUUCGGUUGGGGCCAGCCACGAGCACACCGUCAAGGGAUUGUACGGCCAGAAUGUCCUCUCGCAGUACUCCAAGGCCGUCGAUUCGGCCCACUCCUCGGUGCGCGUUCACAGCUCGCGACUUAGCAACGACGGAAUCGCCUACGCUCCACAUUAUGCCGCCGCCGCCUACCCGGCCGCUCACUAUGCUGCUCCAGCUGUUCGGUACGCCGCGCCAGCCAUUGCCCCAGCCGUGCACUAUGGUGGGGCCGCCGUGGUGAAGGCUGCCUACCCGGCUUACGGACAUGCAUAUGGCGCUCCCGCAUACGGCCAUGCCUACGGUGCCGCCGCCUAUGGACAUGCUUUCGCCGCCGCUCCCGUGGUUAAGGCUGCUGCCUAUCCUGCUUACGGACAUGGCUACGCCGCUCCUCUCGCUGCUGCCCCACUGGCCCACCCAGGAGCGGUAGUCCAGUUCGCCGGUCUCGGAGCGCACUAUGCCUGGUAAGGCCACCAUCAGUCGGGCACAAUCGGGACAAUCGAUAGCCCACAAUCACCACCAAACCAUCAGGCCUUACCGUACCGGACAAUUCGAUUCUAAUAGUUUGUUGUUGCUCAGAUGGGGUCACAACAGUCAAGGAACCAUAGGCAUAACUUCCUGUACAUAUCUAGCUUUAGUUUAGCUUGGAAUAACUGUAAGAACUGAGAAUUGUUAGUUUAGUGUAUACCGUUUCUAGCACUUCUUCAUCCCGAGUCUCCGUGAAAUGACUUCCGGAGCGCUGUAUAUAUUUAUUCCAUUUUCCUCUGUGUAAAAAAUACUCCAUUCAUCGUCGGGAAACAGAAAGAAUGAGUGCAAUUCUACGUGAAGAGAAAUUCCAAUAAAACACGACAAACGAAAA
Messenger RNA from Toxorhynchites rutilus septentrionalis, 1056 nucleotides. Its product is annotated as cuticle protein 21.3. The transcript has 4 exons. The record is from RefSeq and is a predicted model, not a curated record. NCBI's taxonomy places the organism in Eukaryota, Metazoa, Arthropoda, Insecta, Diptera, Culicidae. The coding region runs from base 87 to 665 and encodes 192 amino acids.